Molecule: messenger RNA, 306 nt
Organism: Loa loa (African eye worm)
Lineage: Eukaryota; Metazoa; Nematoda; Chromadorea; Rhabditida; Onchocercidae
Exons: 4
Coding region: 1-306 (101 amino acids)
Source: RefSeq, a predicted model, not a curated record
AUGUAUAUCGGAUGUUAUCGAGAGUAUCGUACUAAAUAUGAACCAGUAAUCGAUGUGUCAGACACAGAUACAAACAAGCAUUUAGGAUGUGGACGAAUGGGCAAGCACAAGGCAUUUACCCACCGUUCAAUAAUGAUGUGCAUAUACAAUCCUGGCCAGUAUAACUUCACCAACCUAACACUGAAAGGUGAUCCUUCGGAUAAACAAGAGCUGGAGAAGGAUAGCUGCACGGUAUACAGUCACGGAAGAUCCGAAACAUUCUGGAUAAAAUUUGCAAUCGGAGCUCCCAAACCAGUCUUACUAUGA